CAGAGAGAGAUAAUGACAAGGAGGCAGAGGGAGGCUUUGAGACAGUGCUAGAACAGACAGUGAGCAGAGAGAAUGGGGCUUUGGAGGAUAUAGAAGAGAUAGAAGAUAGGCUGGGAGAGACAGACAGAGAAAAAGUCAGUCAGACAGCAGAGGGAAUCAUCUUUUUUGAGGCAGUGGGAAUGACACUUUAAGUGAAAGAAAGAGUCGACCAGACGGAGUACAUCAGAGUGCUCUCCUUCCAUCUCUAACUAUUCCUCUUCUGUCCUGGUCCUGACUGCUGCUGCUGCUGCUGCUGCUGCUGUUGUUGCUGCUGCUGCUGCUGCUGCUGUGUUUGUGUGUGUUUGAACCAGAAGACUGGCUUACACAGAUGCCUCUCUCAGUGGCAGAGUCUGCAGUGAAUAUCUGAAACUCCAUCUUCCUCUCCCUUGCGGCCAACAUGUCCCAGCUGCUCCAUGUGGAGAUCCCGAACUUUGGAGCCACGGUUCUGGGCUCCCUUAAUGAGCAGCGCCUGCUGGGACACUACUGUGAUGUAUCCAUUCUGGUCAAAGGUCAGGCUUUCAAAGCCCACCGAGCCGUUUUGGCUGCCAGCAGCCUCUACUUUCGUGACCUCUUCAGCAGCUCUACCAAGACCCAGUUUGAGUUGCCUUCCUCAGUCACACCUGCUUGCUUUGAGCAGAUCCUCACUUUCUGCUAUACAGGGAAGCUAACAAUGGCAGCUAGUGAACAGCUAGUGGUCAUGUACACAGCUGGCUACCUCCAAAUUCAGCAUAUAGUUGAAAGAGGCAUGGACCUAAUGUUCAAGGCAAACUCACCUCACUGUGACUCACAAACAGCAGGGUCCUUAGAAGAAACAGGAUCUGAGCCACAGAGUCCUUGUAAUAAUGGAAACGGUCUUGCAGUUGCCGCCCUUUUGGGGACCCCGGGCUGGUCUCCAUCCCUGCUCAUGCCGCAACGGAAGAUUAAACUCGAGGGGGGUGAUCCGACGCCCCUGACAGUACCCUCAACGCAAAGCAAGAUUUCGUCUUCGGAGCUGGGGAGUCGGCUGGCGAGGGCCAGUUCGCUGUUCUACACAACGGCUGGAGGGACCCCCAUCCCCGGGAUGCCUCCUUUCCACCUUCAAGGGGUCAGUGGAGGUGGAGCAGCAGGAGGAGGAGCAGGCGGUGAAAGGUCCAGUCCUGGAGCGUCUAGUCUGCCCACCACCGACAGUCCCACGUCCUACCAGAACGAGGAUGAGGAGUUUGAGGAAGAGCCCUACGACGGGAUCACUGAGGAGGCCUACAGUCAUCUCUAUGGACGUUCAGCCAACCCCUAUGGAAUUCAGGACAAGCCAGAGAUGGCAGCGGUGCCCUUGGCCUUGGAGAACCGCAACUGCGUGCUGAUCCGCAGGGACCUGGUGGCGCUGCCUGCAAGCCUCAUAAGCCAGAUAGGCUACCGCUGCCACCCUAAGCUCUACACUGAGGGGGACCCUGGGGAGAAGCUGGAAUUGGUAGCUGGUACACAGGUGUUCAUGACCCGAGGCCAGCUGAUGAACUGUCAUCUGUGUGCCGGCAUCAAACACAAAGUCUUGCUCCGCCGCCUGUUAGCCACGUUCUUUGAUAGAAACACUUUAGCCAAUAGCUGUGGGACAGGCAUCCGUUCGUCUACUAGUGACCCCAGUAGGAAACCCCUGGACAGCAGGGUCCUCAACGCUGUCAAACUCUACUGUCAAAAUUUCAACCCUAACUUCAAGGAGAGUGAAAUGAAUGUGAUUGCUGCUGACAUGUGCACAAAUGCGAGGCGUGUCCGCAAGCGAUGGUUGCCCAAGAUCAAGUCCAUGCUGCCCGACGGCAUGGAGGUGUACCGUGCAGGGAUGGGCAUGGGUGCUGCUGUAGGUCUGGGCCUCGCUCUGGGUGCCCCUCAGUCGGGGGUUUCCCUCCCCUUUGAGCCUGACUUCAAGACCUUAGAGCAAAGGUUGUACCCAGAUCGCAAGGACCCUCUCAGGACUCACCCACCGCUGACGGAAGGCAGCCCUGGAUCCGCUGGGGCAGCUGGAGCAGAGGCUGAAGGUGAAGGUGAAGGAGUAGUCCAAGAGGAACAGGAGGAAGAUGAAGAUGAAGGUGGGUUGGAGGGCGUGGACGGAUCACUGGGGGCGCCGACUUUGAUCCCGGGAGCCGAGGCGGGCAGCUGUGGCGACACGCCGCCUGAGCCGGAAGGGGAAAGUUUUGGACAAGGUCUGAGGGUGAACGGACAGUGAAUGUCCCUCUGGGCUGCCUCUCAUAUUGUGAAAUCUGUUUAACACCACGUUUUCUUUUGCUUGCUCUCUUACUCUAACAUCUCGUCCACCACUCUUUACUUCUCCUCUGUGCUUCCUCAACGAGAAUCUUUCAGCACAAACAGCUGCACUCAUAGAUCUUACUAUACAGGAAUCUGUCACACAUGCAUGCGCACACGUGUGCUUGUGUAUUCGCGUACUGACUGAUAGUGGAAAUAGAACACUGAUAGUAGAAGUAGACACAGGCAUGGCAUUUGCACAUUCAGAAAAUCGACCCUUUCUGCUCCACCCCCUUUCUCAGUAUAGCCAGUAUAUACUCUGUAUUUCAGCACCCACAGCAAUAUUACAAAGGCCUGAUAGGAGAACAAAUGGCUGUAAUGAUUCAUCAUUUCAGCGCAAUACAAAAGCAACAGCUGCUUUGUUGGCAGUUUAUGGAGUGUGGUAUAAUGGUUUGUAAAAUGAUUCCGUUUUCUUGGAAAGCAGCAUCUGAAAAUAACCCGUGUAACCUUGGAAAAGGAAAGAUCAGAGAGACGCAGCUCCCCGAAAAGAGCCGUGUUCGCAACGUCCGACCACUUUGCAGUACGUUACUGUAUAGUAAUUAUGUAUAACUAUAUUACAAAGAUUGUAUUACACUUAAAGGUCGCGUACUGUAUUGGCAUCGUUAAGCAAAACAGUUUUCCUCCUUGCCAAAUCAGCACAUCAGGUGUGUGAUAGAAAAAUUCCGAUAUGGUUUUCCGCAAAUGUUAAAUGCUUCUCCACAGUCUGGAAAACAAAUCUAUCACAUGGAGUUGUUUUUCAUGCAUAUUCGCCCGUGACAUAUUGGAUUAGAUUGUCAAUGUGAUGCCUGUGUCUGCUCCAGACCGCCCCUCCCAUCCACACACACACACACACACACACACACACACACGUGCACACAUGUUCGACUCCUUUAAUAUCCACAUCAAUGUAUUUAAAAUACACUGUCCACAAAAAAAAGAAGAAAGAAAUGUUACAAUGCUGUUUAAAAAAAAGAAAGAAAAACCUUUUAAAUUACAUCGUUCUGUCUUGGAGAUGCAGAGAGAGACGUGAACAAGAACGUGCACUAAAAUCCAAGCUUGCAUGCAUUAAUACAAACAAUGGAUAGAAAGAAUUAUUGUAAACAACAACAAAGCCACAAACCUGCAUCUAAAUAAGAUAUCAGCUACUGUUGCCUCGAGAUAUGCCAUUAAUACGCAAAAGGACUUUCUCCAGCAAGAUCUGACCUCAGUGGGAUCUGACCUCAGUCUGACACAUGUUAGAACUGACCUGGGUGUGACCUGGGAUUGACUGUGUUUAACACAGUAUCAAUUGGAAUUUAAUUUGUUUUGUUUUUGUUUUUUUGUUUUUUUUUAACUACGGAGUGUGCUGUCACCACAAGUAGAGGAGACUGAAUAUACGGAGUAGUAAGAAGAAGUGCACUACACUGAGUGGUAGAAGAAUAAAAAGCAAAAGAGAGAAGCACUGUUCCGCCUCGAUGUGGUGAAGUGAUAUGCAC
Molecule: messenger RNA, 3764 nt
Organism: Stegastes partitus (bicolor damselfish)
Lineage: Eukaryota; Metazoa; Chordata; Actinopteri; Pomacentridae
Gene: nacc2
Product: NACC family member 2
Exons: 7
Coding region: 437-2233 (598 amino acids)
Biological process (GO): regulation of transcription by RNA polymerase II
Molecular function (GO): DNA-binding transcription factor activity, RNA polymerase II-specific; protein binding; RNA polymerase II cis-regulatory region sequence-specific DNA binding
Source: RefSeq, a predicted model, not a curated record